Corythoichthys intestinalis (scribbled pipefish) is the source of this 4109-nucleotide messenger RNA. RefSeq names its product tripartite motif-containing protein 14. The coding region runs from base 32 to 2137 and encodes 701 amino acids. Gene Ontology annotation, molecular function: protein binding; zinc ion binding. NCBI's taxonomy places the organism in Eukaryota, Metazoa, Chordata, Actinopteri, Syngnathiformes, Syngnathidae. The transcript is spliced from 7 exons. The record is from RefSeq and is a predicted model, not a curated record.
AAGAAAGGAGAAGAAACAAACAACCGCCAACAUGGGGGCUGCGCUGGAUACACCAUCCAAGUGUCCACUGUGCAAUGAGCUAACGCGGCACCCCGUCGUUCUCAGGUGUAAGCACAGUUUCUGCCAGCGAUGUAUCGGCGACCUGUGGAGUAUUCAACCCGCCGGGCCGUUCCGUUGUCCGGUUUGGAAGUGUAACACAUGUUACCAGACGCUUCCUUUUGACAGCUCAAAGUUAUGGCCGCUAAACAGCACUCGACGGCUUUCAAGCCCCAGCAGCUCUGGACUCCUUGGGAAGAGAAAGGCCAGCGAUCCUUCUACAGAGCAGCCUAUCGCAAAACGACCUUCGGCAAGUGAAGGAUCGGCCGUCAUCGAAACACCUGUAAUUUCCCAGCCAGGGAAAACAGAGCUUCUCCCCAGUGUUGAGACAACCAGCAACGGGCUGGGUUCAGCAUCGGAUGAUGCUAGAUCCUCCUCAGAUUAUCGUGAUGCGCUUCAAAGAAGCUCAGAGCAGGAGGAUGACUCCGACUGCUCCGUUGAAGUGGACAUGUUUGGUGUCCCUCCUUUAGUGACGCCCCGACAAGACAGCAGAGUGCCUAGUGCCUCCCCUGAUGACCUUCCUUCAUUUACUGCAGCCUCCACUUCAGAAUUAUCAGUGUCUCCUGGAUGCAAUGUCAAGCAAUCACCAGUGAUCCCAACGCAUGCCGCUGACCCAUCAGGAUCUGUGAGCGGCAUUAGCAUAUUGACCGAGCUCAAGAGAAGAAAUUCGGGCCCCGUGCCGUGCCAUUACUGCCCAAAAACAGUGCAUCAGUCAGCGGUGAGGACCUGUCUGGUGUGUGGGGCAUCCAUGUGUGCUGACCAUCUGCGUCCCCACGUGGAAUCUCCCGUGUUCCAAAGUCACACACUAGUUCCACCCACAGAGGACAUUUCCAUUUGGAGGUGCCAGGAGCACCAGGAGAUCAACCGUAUCUACUGCCGAGACUGCACCUUAUGCGUGUGCACAGUGUGUACGGUCAUAGGUGCACACCGCGGCCACGUCUGCAUCAGCAUCAGGGAGGCAGAGCAAGAGCUUAGAGGUAAUCUGAAAGAGGAGGUCAAACGACUGCAGAAGGUUGAACAACAGGUAAAAGACCGAGUGACUGAAUUCAGUCAGAAAGAAGAAGCCAUCAAAGUAGUUUUGAGUGAGGUCCGGGCAAGUGUGAGUCAGCAGUACGCGACAAUCAGAGAGGCUUUUCAACAAGAGGAACAAUCAGCUCUCCGAUGUGUGGAAGAAGAAGAGAGUAGAGUUGUGGGAAGCCUGGAACAGAAGUUGGGCCAUCUUCACUACUCUCUGCGCUCCAUCCAGAAUGGCCUUCACACCUUGGAGACAUUAGUUGAUGCUAAGGGGGAAAAUGUCAUCAGGGACCAAGCAUUCAUUAUGGAAUACAGCAAAGUCACCCAACUUUCUAGGAAAACUUGCGCGUAUCCGCUUGACGUUCCAGAGGAAAUGAAUGAAGCCCGGCUGAAAUGUCUUCAGCGGUGGACUGAGAAACGUCUGGAUGUGGUGGUCAUCUCUGAGUCCAAGAAGAACAGAGAGCUAUAUGUUGUGCUUUAUGGCACUGUCCCCAUCUUGGAUGAGAAUACAGCCCAUCCCAAGCUGCAAAUGUCAGAUAACAACAGGAGAGUGACCUACACUGAGGCCCAGCAGGCUUUCAUCAACCAAGAAGCACGCUUCAGCUCCUUCCCACAGGUGCUGGCCAAGCACGGUCUUCAAGGAGGUCGCUGGUACUGGGAGGUGGAAGUACCUGUGGAUGAAGGCCGCUGGAAGGUGGGAAUCUGCGAUGCACGCAUGGAGAGGAAAGGUCAAAGGGACAGCUCCCAUUUGGGCCACAACGCAUUCUCCUGGUGCCUGGCAUCCGACAGGAAAAAGCUGGCAGCGCUGCACAACAAGGCAGCGACGCCUGUGACUGCAGACGGACUGCGACGGGUAGGAAUAUUUCUCGAAUAUGACGAGGGGGUGUUAACAUUCUUUAAUGCGACAACAGGGGGCAGUCUUGCGCCAAUGCAUUACUACAAGCACACGUUUACUGGGUGUCUGUAUCCUGCCAUAUCUGUGUCGAAAACCCAGCUGGCUAUCUGCAGUGAUCUAUUUGAGCUGUAACUGGCUUUUUUUUCAUUAUCAUCUUUAAGCUAGGAAUAACCUACCAUUCAUUUUCAGGGCAAAUUUAUUGAAUAGAGUUAAAAUAGAUGUAAUGUUUACCAUUUUCAUGCAACGCAAGUGUUUAAAUGCGGAAGAGCGAAUUUUAAAUCCAUCAACAUUUCUCAAGCCUCACAAAAUCUAGAAAAUGCAGGAAACCAUUUUCCAUGCUUCCUUUGAUUCCACAAUGUAAAAAACUCAUCCUCAUCCCAUACCUUUAACCAGAGGUGGAUAGAUAAGCCAAAAUGUUUACUCAAGUAAGAGUAGCCUUACUGAGAAAUAAUAUUACUCGAGUAAAAGUAAAAGAAGUCCUCCAAAAAAUUGACUUAAGUGCAAGUAUUUGGUGAAAACAAUAUUCUAGUAAUGAGUAACUGCUUACAAUGUCAUAUUUUUAAAUUAUUGUAGAUUUUCCUUUCUCAGUCACUUAUAUGAACUGUUGUUAUUAUACUCUGUACUAUGACCCAUUACAUGACCAAUAUUGUAGGCCAAAAAUACACAAAAAACAGCCAUUCCCAACCACAGAAAUCUACAGAAAUGAAACAUCACCUAUUCACAGAGCAUGAGUGCCCUCUAGAGGAGAAAACGUUCCCACCAUGAAAUUAAGAUGAUUAUCGCACCGCUUUUCAGUGGUCUACCGGUGCCAAAUAAAAACUGUAGAACAAAGAGGGAAAAUGUAGUGUAGCAGAGUAAGAGUAGUGUUUAUUCUUAACAAAUCUACCAAAUUAAAAAGUAUGACAUGGUAAAACUACUUAGAAGUACAUAUUUCUCAAAAAAUGACUCAAGUAAGUGUAACAGAGCAAAUGUAAUGCGUUACUACCCACCUCUUUGUUUAAUAACAUAUAAAUGUCAUCUUAACAACAUAUAAAUGUCAUCUUUUUUAUUCCAACGUCAAACUUUUCAACUCAUUCAAGAGAUCUUGGGAACAAUUUUCCACAUUCCAGUAAGUCCUGCUCCCCAAAAUGCACACUAAAAAUCCCCAAAUUCUGAGAUUGUAUAUUUUUACCUCUUUCCAUAUUGCUUGACUUAUUCAAAACAUUCCAACUUCGAAGUGUCAGCUCUUCAGUAUUUACACGCAUUUUGGUAAUAACUCAAUUUUACGUUUUUGCAUUUUUGCUAUCCUAACCUAAGCAUGUUUCAGGUGCAGGUAAGCAGUCAAUCAUUGAAUUGUAUUCAGUAUCUGAUCAUUUUGUUUGCUUUACAGUCUAUCCUGUAUUUCAAUAUUUCAACAGAAAUAAUUAAGGAAAAUAAACAUGGAACUUUUAUUAAGUCUGUGUGGUCACUCACUGGCGCAUCAUUUGAGUGGCAUUCAAAAGGUACUACGGUGACAUGAGCCCCUUUCUCUUUGCUCAAACUAGCACACCCCCACCCGCCAUUCUGGUUUUACUGCACAGAGAUGAACAGUGUGUGUGGAUUUGAUACUCUUACCUAUCAUAUGGAUAAGCAAGCUACGAUGAUAUCAUUCAUAGGUUUAAUAAUAACGUAUUGGAUUUAUAUAGCACUUUUCAGGACACUUAAAACGCUUUACGUUGCAUUAUUCUUUCACUUAACAGUAGGUGGUGGUAAGGUACUAUUGUUGCCACAGCUGCUGUGGGGCAGUCUGACAGAAGUGAGACAGCCCAUUGGCGCCAUAGGUCCUUCUGACCUCAGUCAUACUCAUACUACUUUCACAUAGGUAAGGAGGGUGAAGUAUCUUUGGACCAGUGAUCAAGUGUUUGUGGACUACCACAUGGAGAAUAUUGGUCCACAUGCCCAAUUAAUCAUUUUUUCCCCUCAGGAUUAUUAACAUAGAGCUAUUAAAAACACGCAUUUCAUACAAUUAAGGUUUAUUAUGUGAUAUUCAAUUUGUGCAUUUACAGUUGUGGUCAAAAGUUUACAUUUGUGAAGAACAAUGUCAUGGCUCUCUUGAGUUUCCAGUUAUUUCUACAACUCUGAUUUU